Molecule: messenger RNA, 2783 nt
Organism: Venturia canescens
Lineage: Eukaryota; Metazoa; Arthropoda; Insecta; Hymenoptera; Ichneumonidae
Product: acylamino-acid-releasing enzyme-like
Exons: 14
Coding region: 363-2585 (740 amino acids)
Biological process (GO): proteolysis
Molecular function (GO): serine-type endopeptidase activity
Source: RefSeq, a predicted model, not a curated record
GAAGCCCGCAAAAUUCGUGAUAGAAGCGCACCACUCGGCAGUCUCACUAACUAAAAGUUGUUUUCGUAAGAGCAAUAAAAAAUAAAAAUAUAAAACCGUAAAACCGUAUUUGGAAGAAUGGAAUAGGAGUUAAAUAUAUAAUAAUAAAAACCAACAUUAUUGUUAUUUAAAUUUGAUUUAUUGACCUUUUCAAUGCAGUGAUCAAGGAUUGUUUGAGAUUCGAUAUUUGCAAAAAUUGGUGGUGCAUAUCUACUUCGAAUUUUUGAGCUCUGAAUGUACGAAUAAUUAGUCGACAAACGAUCUUGAUAACAGCUAAGUUGAGUGGUUCAGUGCUGCGCGAUAACAGUUCGUAAAAAUAAUUCAUGAGAAUGGCAUCUGCACAGAUUGAAAAAAUAUUGAAAAUCUACAAGUCAGUGGCACAGAAUCCUGCUUUGAUAUCUGCCAGAAUCACUUGGGUUAACGAGUCAGGGAUUACGGUACAAAGUACUUGGUCACAACGAAACCUUGAGAGACGAAUUUCUCAAAAAUUUUCUAGGGAGCACAUUCUUAAACCAGAUCUGCAAGUUGCCAAUGAACUCUUCCCUGUUGAUGUAUCCACCGAACUUGCGUCUGCCCUCUUCGAAGAUGGGCAGAAAAAAGCCAUUUUGCGAUCCGGGAUUGUCGAUAAUGUCACCAAGCAGUUUAUUGAAAUUUGGGACAGACAAAGAUUAGUGAAGAAUUAUGACUUAUCAGCUUUGGAUGUUCAUGGUGAUGUUUAUACUGACUCGGAAUUCGGAUCUUUUGAGUGGUCACCCGAUGCAACAAAACUUUUGUAUGUAGCUGAAAAAAAGCUUCCCAAGUGUGAACCAUUUUACAAGCAAAAACCAUUGGAUAAAAAAGAAAAGAAAGAAGAAGACGAAGUGUCACGGGGCAAUGAAUACGUGUUCAAGCCACAUUGGGGAGAACAAUUGGUCGGAAAACAUCGUCCAGUAGUCGUUGUUCUUAACACGAACGAUGAUACGUUAACCGUUCAGACCGGGAUCGCCGAAAAUCUUUCACCCGGUCAAGUAAUCUGGACACCAGAAGGUGAUGGUAUUGUUGGUGUGGCGUGGAUGCAUGAACCUCGAUAUCUUGGACUCAUGCACUGUAGCAACCGAGAAUCGUGGAUUUUUCUCUUAAAAAAUGGAGAUUACCGCAACUUGUCCGAUAACGGUUGUGCGGUUCGUUCGCCGAGAUUCAGUCCAGACGGAAAACAUCUUAUUUGGCUCGAAAGAGAAUCUGGUGGUCCCCAUCACAAUGCACAUCGGUUGAUGCAUCUGAAGUGGACACCAGAAUUAGGAAAGAGUGAAAUUCUCGUCGAUAUCGUGCGCAAUAAUAAAACAAUAAAUUUUGGUAAAAAAUUCUACGGUUUGUUCAAUCGAGGCUUUCCAAAGCGUUGCUGGAGCAGUGACUCAUCAUAUUUGUUCUUCAGCACCCCGCAACGACUUGUUGUGCGUUCUUACGCACUAAAUAUCGAGAAAAAAAUUCUGACAGAAAUCGAAAACGAUUUGAAGACCCUCAGUAUUCUGGACGUCCAUAACAAUAUUUUACUCUUUAUGGAAACUUCUGUAAUCGAACCUUCGGAACUAAUGAUUGGACGUUUUGAUGAAAGUUCCGUCCAUUCAAUAUCCAGAAAUUCGAUAACCCGGAGGAAUCCGAUUGAAGGAUUUGCAAAUUUUAUGUACGAUCCUCUCGAGCACGUGGCUCAGAACGACGACAAAGUCAGAGAAUUCAAUUCGAUGUACUUUGGGCCAAAACGUGGAGCUGACAAAUCUCAUCCGUUGGUAGUCACGAUACACGGUGGACCUCAUGGCUCCUAUUCCAAUUUAUUUUCUAUCGACACCGCAGUUCUCGCUCUUUUGGGGUUUGCAGUGCUGCAAGUCAAUUAUCGCGGUUCAGCUGGUAUGGGAGCCGAUAAUAUUGAAUUUCUUCAGGGACGAAUCGGUGACGUUGAUGUCAAAGACUGCGUCAAAGCAGUCGAAGAUGCCCUGAAAGAAUAUCCCUGGCUCGAUGCCUCCCGCGUUGCCAUUUGCGGAGGUUCUCAUGGUGGAUUUUUGGUCGCUCAUUUGAGUGGACAAUAUAGCGAUAAGUACAGAGCAGUCGUGAUGAGAAAUCCGGUGAUCGACGUCGCUACGAUGUCUACAAUUUCGGACAUCCCCGACUGUCGCAAUGCACUGUCUAAAGAUGAGAAAAUUGCAUUCCGUCACGUUGUGUGUGUAAGCGAAGCAAGUGGCUUUCGGUACGAUGAGGUGUUGCCGCGAAUGGAUAGUCCAGAGGCGACUGAAGUUUUUGUCAAAAUGCUCAAAUGUUCGCCCAUCAUUCACGUCGAUAAAGUCAAAGCCCCAACCUUGGUCCAAAUCGGCUCAAAUGAUCUUCGUGUACCACCCUCCCAGGGUAAACACUGGUACCAACGUCUCAAAGCCAAUGGUGUGAAAACCAGGAUGCACGUAUACGAUGAUAACCAUUCACUUGCGUCAAUGACCGCAGAAAUAGACGAAAUAAUCAACGCUGCCAUAUGGCUGAUGGACCAUACUACUGAAAAGGAGGGGCUCAAUUCGAUCGAAUAAAGAAAUUUUGCUACACGAAGAAAAAGAUUUCACAAAAUAUUCGUUUAUGAAUCGAGUCCAGUUUUGUUUUCCUUACAAUUUUAGUUUAUUCGACUCGAUAGCGAGAGAGCCAUCUCACAGUAUUUUACUACUUUUUCACUCGAGUGUAAAUAAAUAUUUUGGUAGAAUUAAAAAGUAAACAUAUCUCAAAAACACAAA